This is a messenger RNA of Ruditapes philippinarum (Manila clam), 1667 nucleotides long. Its product is annotated as heat shock 70 kDa protein 12B-like. The transcript has 4 exons. The record is from RefSeq and is a predicted model, not a curated record. The annotation marks the transcript as partial. Gene Ontology annotation, molecular function: ATP binding; ATP-dependent protein folding chaperone. Lineage: Eukaryota; Metazoa; Mollusca; Bivalvia; Venerida; Veneridae.
AUCCGACAAAAUCAAAUACGAAAUUAUGGUACACAGGGCAAGGAACAUUAAGGACGUUAAAAACACCGACUUGCGCACUGGUAAAUCCAGAUGGGAAAACAUUGAAAUCGUUCGGGUACGAUGCUGAAAACGAAUAUAGAGAAUUACUUGAUAACGGAGAAGACGAAAAUUAUUAUUUCUUUAAACGGUUUAAAAUGAAACUCUAUUCUAAGAUUGGCAAAGACUUAAACAGAGACAUGACAAUCGAAGACGAAUCUGGCAGGCAACUUUUAGCAGCUAAUUUAUUUGGAAUGUCAGUCAAAUUCUUGGUAAAUGACAUGCUGACAAGCGCUAACAAGGGAAUAGAUGGCAUCAUCAGACCCUCUGAAAUUAACUUGGUUCUAACAGUUCCUGCAAUAUGGUCCGAUGCUGCUAAGCAAUUCAUGCGCGAAGUUGCUAAAGAGGCUGGUAUAUGUAAAGAGCAACUAACAAUUGCACUGGAGCCCGAAGCGGCUUCGUUGUAUUGUAGACAUUUGCAUAUUUAUAAACCUGGUGAGCUGCUUGGCAAUGUAUCCAUGAACAAUUUACCAAUUGGCACUAAAUACAUUGUCGUUGAUGCAGGAGGUGGAACAAUAGACGUUACAGUGCACGAGACGGGAAGUGAGCAUACGUUGAGGGAAUUGAGACCUGCAAGUGGUGGCGAUUGGGGAAGCAUAAUGAUUGACAAGGAAUUUGAAAAUUUGCUUAAACGUAUAGUAGGACAAACUGUUUUUGAGAAAUUCAAACUUGAAGACAAGGAGGAUUGGCUUGACAUGCAACGAGAAUUUGAGUCACUAAAACAACAGACGGUUGUAAACAGUGAAAUAAAAAGAGGAAUGAAAAUACCUUCGUUUUUAAUUGAUCUUUACAAUCAAAACUCACAACUUGACCUUUGUGCUUCAUUAGCAUGGUCUCAGUAUGCAGGUCUGAUUGCACUUAAAAGGGAUAAGAUGAUGAUUUCUAACAAGGUCUUAAAACAACUAUUUGACCCGUCAGUGACAAAGACGGUUGGCCAUCUGAAGUCAGUGCUGUCUGACGGUUCACUGAAAGAUGUGAGACUUUUGCUUAUGGUUGGUGGUUAUUCUGAAUCGCCCGUAUUACAACACGCAGUAAAAGAAGCAUUGCCUGGUAUUAAAGUCGUGACACCUGUUGACGCUUCAUCAGUAGUAUUAAGAGGUGCUCUAAUAUAUGGACACACUCCUACUUCAAUAAGUGAAAGGAUACUCAAGUAUACCUAUGGUACUAAUUACGCACCAAUUUUUAUAGAGGGAGUUCAUCCAGAGAGCAAACGAUUUAAAGCAAAAGACGGUAGUAUUAGAUGUAAUGAUGUCUUCAGCAAACUUGUAACAACUGGGCAAAUCGUGAAAACGGGCGAAACACAAAUAACAAGGACAUAUUAUACUCUUUCAAGUGAUCAGAAGGCUAUGUUGUGUACAAUAUAUGCUUCAGAGAGAGAAGAUCCUGUUUACAUUGAUGAUGACGGAUGCUUUGAGAUAGGACUACUGAGGAUAGAGUUCGAUGAGGAAAAUAAUACGAGUCAAAGAGAGGUUUCACUAUCUAUGUUAUUUGGUGGGACGGAAAUCAUCGUUGAAGUGGAGGACAAAUAUACUGGUAAAAAGAAAAUAACCUCUGUUGAUUUUCUUGGGUAA